ACGGACGUAUGCGUGUGGUGAAAACGCGCACCAGCUGUCUGUGUACACUACGACUACAUCAGCCGAAGAGAGCCAGCUGAUCCAUAUAAUCUGGGCUCUUUACACGCAGCUACAAGGCCCGAAAUUCUUUCCGAAUACGAAGUAAUCAGAUAAUAGCCUGUCUCCGUGUUUUUUUUUUCUCGACGGUCAUGGAGAAUCCUGUGAUAAUUUGAGAGGUUCCGCGACUGCGUUCUGCUGCUCUGUAAUUAGAAUCAGGGAAAUGAUCAAGACGACUUGAAAGCGCGAGAAUAUAGUUGUCAAACUCUGUUUGCUUGAAUUUUCCAAUACCAACCGAUCGUUGGCUCAUAUGGAUUAAAUGUUGAGCCUGGCACUCGAGAAGAUCGAUCUCUCAUCGUCGGCGUCCUCGUCGUCCUCGUCGUUGCUACCGAGAUCGGACCUUCUUCUUCGAGACCCAACCGAGCCAGACUUCCUGGUCAAGUCCUUCGUCAUGUCUGGCAAUCAGUCGGGCAUCAAGUGCCCCUCCGAGUAUGUCAAACUCAACAUUGGUGGUUCGCUGCACUACACUACCAUCAGUACACUCAGGAAACACGAUACCAUGCUUCGUGCCAUGUUCAGUGGACGAAUGGAGGUGCUCACAGACUCUGAAGGUUGGAUUCUGAUAGACCGCUGCGGCAAACACUUUGGAACAAUACUCAACUUUUUGAGGGAUGGCACUGUUCCCUUACCCGAGAGUACAAAAGAAAUGGCUGAACUUCUUGCAGAGGCAAAGUACUAUUGUAUCAGUGAAUUAGCUGAAUCUUGCGAACAAGCACUUCAGAAGAAGGAAAGGGAGACUGACCCCAUAUGCAGGGUACCUCUCAUAACGUCGCAAAGAGAAGAGCAGCUGCUCAUUGGCAGCACCACUAAGCCUGUUGUCAAGCUACUGGUCAACAGGCACAACAAUAAAUAUUCGUAUACAAGCAACUCUGAUGACAAUCUAUUGAAGAACAUAGAACUUUUUGACAAAAUGUCCCUCCGAUUCAGUGGCAGAGUACUGUUUAUCAAAGAUGUUAUAGGCUCCAGUGAGAUUUGUUGCUGGACUUUUUAUGGCCAUGGCCGCAAAGUGGCUGAGGUCUGUUGUCACUCGAUAGUCUACACAACUGACAAGAAGCACACUAAGGUUGAAUUUCCAGAGGCUCGCAUUUACGAAGAAACUCUAAAUAUUUUGCUGUACGAGAAUCGAAACGGUCCGGACCAAGAACUCAUGCAGGCCACGUCCUCGAGAGGCGCCGUUAGCGGAGCGCCGGCGUGCACGUCGGAUGAAGAAGAGGGUGAGCGUUCUGGCCUGGCUCGACUUCGCUCUAACAAGCAGAAUACUAACUGACCCAGCCUCUUGCCUCAUCAUCCAGCAAUUCGUAACGUAGUGCGCUCUCUUAAGACUCGAGCCAACAUUAUAUAGCUUGUUUGGUGAAUAAUACCUUGAGAGGAGGCCUAUCAUCAUCUUAUUAAUUCAACUCAUUUUGUUCUCUCUUCUUCGACACAACGCUUUUAGAAAAUUUCAGCAAACAUUUGUGUUUCAAGCUUGUUCAUGCGCUCAUUGGCCUGCCUCUUCAAUUUCCAUAAAACUUUAUCUCUAAUGAUGCAACUGCACUGACUAUUUAGCAACAAACUAUCGAUAUUGAAACUUCGAAUUAGACCUAUAUCGUUUUUCAUACGAAUAUAUUUCAACUCUCGGGGUAACGUCAUUGCUCGUGUAAUAAGAAAGAUUGCCUUUUUCCAAAUGACUAUCUAAUGAACCGUUAUUGCCAACAUAAAGAAUUUCCUCACUUUCUGGCAACAAUACGUAAUUUGUCAAUUCAUCUUAUGUGCCAAACUUUUACAUAACUUACUAUACAUGUAAUAAAAACAAAUUGAACAUGCCAUUCUGGAGGCAAAACUUUGAUCACUCUUUACCGUUAAGAAGACGUUCGAAUUAGCUACGUAAAGAUACAAUCUAUAGAUUUAAAUAAUAUAGGUACUGCUAUAGCGAUAUUUGUCGUUUUGUUAUAACGAUAUUGACUGAAAUAUGUCUGUUGAAAGUAUUUAUUAUUACUUAUUUAAAUUUGUUAUCGUUUUAUUUAUUAUACGGUGACAAAUAAAUUUAGGCAAUUAUUUUUCUUAGAUAUACUGCCGAAAUUUCAUCAACUGCUUAAAUCUGUUGCUGCAAUUUAGUCUGUAUUUCAAUCAUAAUUAUUUUUUAAAAUUAAUAAUAUUUUAAUUUGCAUCGAAGAAAGUUAUUCAGAAAUCUGCUUAGCAAAAUUUAAGUUUUUAAAGACUAAAAUACAUUUAGGCUAGUUUGUACUGCCUUUUUUAAUUAAUUUUUCAACAUGUGAUAAAUUAAUUCGUUUUUAAAAAUUUAAAUGUGUAUUUUUUACAACUAAAUAAAAUAUAUACAUACCUUUGCAGACUUUGUGAAACAUGACUAUUCUAAGAUGUGAAUUUUUCUUACUUAUUAUACAUAAAAAUCCUUUUAUAUAUAUAUAUAUAUAUAUAUAUAUAUAUAUAUAUAUAUAUAUAUAUAUAUAUACCUAGUUUGACUAUUUAAAAUGUUUUUAUUUGAAUUGAUAUAAUAUAUUCCAUUGUACGUUAGCUUUAGUUGGAAAUUUUAAUUUAUUCAAGCAAAAAGUUAGAUAUAAUAUAAUUAAUAACACUCUCUAUUCGUAUUUAAUGUACUGUAAAAUAUACCACUGUAACAUCGACUGUAUUUUAUGAUAUCAAAACUGCAAAAAGAGUAAUUAUAAACGAAUAAGAGUUACAAAAGUAUAUAUUGAAAAAGAAAUGAUUGCCUGAUGUCAAACAGGGUAAAAAAGUAUAAACAUAAUCCAUAGAAAUGCUAAACUGCAAUGUGAAAAAAACACAUGUAAUGUACUCCGCGGUGUUUAAAAAGCGCAAUCGAUGUCGUAAAAUGAGUUAACAUUUUUAUUAUCAUGUAACGAAGAUUUAUUGAUUGUGUAUUAAGUGCGAUAAAAUAGGCCUAUGUAAAAAAAUAAGAAUGACGAAAAUAAUCAUUGAUUUGGAAUCGCUAAUAAUUUUAAUAACCGAUGAAUUAAUUUUUUUAUAUAGGUAAACUAAGGUUUGCAGAUAAAAAUACUUGAAGAUUCUUCAUUUUGCACGAGAGUUAUACGAAUCAGCUAUGAAUCAUGUUCGAACACACGUCUAAGAUUUGCGAAUGAACUGUGUAAAAAUACUGAUGAACAAUGCAAUGAUUAUCACAAUGUUCUAUUUACAGUAUAGAAAGUGUGUUCUACUUUAUUCUUAUAUAGUGUAAAGAAGGUGAAAAGUGUGUGGCGCGUCGUAAAUUUGUAGUUAAUCGAUAUAUAAGUGCCAAAAUGGGAAAAUUUUAAAACAUCGAUAUUUUAUGAUGUGUUAAAUCUACAAGUUUAUGUGAUGAUAUGAUUGUGUAAUAAAGAAUUGAAUGAAAAAAAA
Molecule: messenger RNA, 3444 nt
Organism: Nasonia vitripennis (jewel wasp)
Lineage: Eukaryota; Metazoa; Arthropoda; Insecta; Hymenoptera; Pteromalidae
Product: BTB/POZ domain-containing adapter for CUL3-mediated RhoA degradation protein 3
Exons: 4
Coding region: 356-1363 (335 amino acids)
Biological process (GO): protein homooligomerization
Molecular function (GO): protein binding
Source: RefSeq, a predicted model, not a curated record